Messenger RNA from Capsella rubella, 675 nucleotides. RefSeq lists its product as uncharacterized. The record is from RefSeq and is a predicted model, not a curated record. The transcript is spliced from 3 exons. Lineage: Eukaryota; Viridiplantae; Streptophyta; Magnoliopsida; Brassicales; Brassicaceae. Bases 105 to 416 code for a protein of 103 amino acids.
UUUCAACUUUUCUCUGAUCUCUUCAUCUUCUUCCCUCAGGCUUCACGGCGACACAGCUACAGAGCUUCACCGGGAAUACAAAGUUUCCCCUGAUUCUGAGAGAAAUGGCGUUAAGGCAGAAGUUAGGAUGGUCAGAGGGAGAUCUAAUGAGAUCAGAUGCUAAGCCAUGUUCAAGACUGAUGAGACAAACAGCUGCCAUUUUCACUGUUGGUGGAGCUCUUGGUUUCUGGGUUCUCUGUAGACUUCACUAUGGUCCUAGGAUCACAGUACCAAGGAGUCUGCGGUGGGCGGGUUGCGGUGCUCUGUCCGUGAGCUCAUCAACUGCAAUGCUUGUUCGUCUCUUCAGCCCUGAAUGUGAACCACAAAACAUUGCUGCUUAUGAUCACAUCAAAACCCCUCAAGCUUCACUGCCUUAAACCAUCAGUGUCUUGCUUUAUCUAUGGUGUGUAUGGACCUCAUCUUUUGUACAUCAGUUAGGUAACACAUUAUUAAUAAAACCAAAUUGUGCCACUCUUUGUUUCCAUUAAGAAUUAGUGUCUAGUUUUCAUAUUACCUCUAAGUUGAUAGUGUUGAGACUUGAGAGUAUCAAAUGUUCCUUCAUUUUCGUGUGUUUGAUCACUGUAGCAUAAUUGGACAUUCUCUUAAACUUUAUAAAGCUUUUGCUGUUAAAAGGAA